Molecule: messenger RNA, 792 nt
Organism: Saccharomyces paradoxus
Lineage: Eukaryota; Fungi; Ascomycota; Saccharomycetes; Saccharomycetales; Saccharomycetaceae
Exons: 2
Coding region: 1-792 (263 amino acids)
Source: RefSeq, a predicted model, not a curated record
AUGCUUGUUGUUGUUCUGCAGGGCCUGGCAGGAUUUUUAUCAAUCAUCGCCAUUCUAUACCAGAAGCGUUAUAAUAAACUUCAUAGAUCUAUUUAUGGUCUUUCAUACGACUUAUAUUUGCUAGAUUUUGUUGGUAAUGGUCUUUAUUUGUAUUGCGCGUUGCACUAUUGUUAUUCAUCUCUGGUGAGGGAGCAACUGUCCCAAAGAUUCCCACUUUUUUAUCCGUUGAAUGAAGCCCGUAGUAUACCCAUAUCCAGCCUCCUCAUCCUAAAGGAUUUUUGCGUUUUCUUUUGUUGCUUGAUGCUUUUGAGGCAGUUAUAUUAUUAUAGGUCAACUAAACAUAUCUACCAGGGCAUUUCCAUUACUUCCAUAAUAUUUAUAGGUGUCUUCCUUGUAUUAGGCAUAUUUACAUAUGGAUGUUCCAUUUCCAAUUUACCAUUGAAGAAUUCAGGUAAAUUUGGUGUUUUUUAUCUGGACCACAUAAAUUAUCUAUGGGUAAUGGCAAACCUGCUUAAAUGUUUUAAGUAUGUUCCUCAAAUGAGUAUUAACUGGAUGGGAUGCUCAACAGUAGGACUAUCAUCAAAGUUUGUAUUAAUAUCAUUUUUGGCUGAAUUUAUCGAUUUGGUAGGAAGACUACUAAUACCGACCAGUGUAUUGUUCUAUGAAAUCCCAUUUAAUUCAACGCCAUUUUGGGUAAAAUUGAUACAAUUUGUCACCUUAUCGGUUAUACUUUGCCAAGUUCAGUAUGUUUACGUAGGACGGAAACCACGAUUGCCAAAAGGGAAACUAUAA